This is a messenger RNA of Ostertagia ostertagi, 783 nucleotides long. The record is from the annotation of a GenBank genome assembly. NCBI's taxonomy places the organism in Eukaryota, Metazoa, Nematoda, Chromadorea, Rhabditida, Trichostrongylidae.
AUGGAGGAGGACCCGGGCGAGCGGACGCCGGCCCUUGGCGGCUCCGGUGGGCCAGCCGUACGGGCCCAUUCCUCCUCGCCAAGACGGGUGCCACUUUUUGAACGGGCAUCGGCUCGUUGGUGGAAUCCACAGUUUCGAUCGCCAUCGCUCGAAGCACAGUAUUGGAAAUGCUCGUUUCCACAACUCAGGGAUCGUUUCCGCUCUGGCCUUGUGUACAUCUCGUUUGUCUGCGUUGCGUGGACAAUUUAUCUGGCCAUUUUCGACAAAGCGGGCUUUCAGCAUUGGCUCACAGCUGCCGCUUUGAUCAUGGUAUGUCUGGCGAUGCUCUCGUUUACGCUCUGUUCAUCUCAGUAUCAACGAUUCUACAUGCCGACAUCGUUUCUCUGUACUUUUCUCAUCUGUCUAGUCACUCUCCUGAUAUUCUCGUCCGAUUCCAAGUCGGCGUUUAUGACGCCUGUUGCGAGCCUCGCCACCAGUUUCCAGGUGGUGCUGUUGAUCUAUACCGUAAUCCCGCUACCACUGUAUUUAUGCAUUCUGAUCGGUUUGGUAUAUUCGUGCCUGUUCGAGAUGUUGUCAAGGAAUCGUAUCGCCUAUGGAGACUUGUCGCACAUUCAGGUGGUACUGCAUAUUGGAGUCCACCUGCUUGGCGUCCAUCUAUUCAUUCUCACUCAGGUGCGACAACGGAAAACAUUCUUGAAAGUGGGCCAAUCGCUGCUGGCUAGGAAGGAUUUGGAGCUGGAAACGCAAUUCAAAGAUCACAUGAUUCCAAUCUGUGAUGCCUAA